GUUUUGUUUAAGCCAAUCUCAAUUUUUUAACGAUCCGUGAGAGCUGGGUGCAUCCACCACGUUGAUCUUGGGAGGGCGCAGCCGCGUGCCAGUCGGUGUCAGGACAGGAGUGUCCGAGACGGCUGCAUUCUAGAUGUCGCCCCGACAGAUAAACUACGGCUGGUAGAUCGAAUCGCGCUCGUUUUGUCCCUUUAUAUUACAACAAAAAACGACAGGGGAGACGAAGUGAAGCCCACCAUGCACCGGCUCCUGGUCUUCUCGUUUACGCUGCUGUGUAUUUGCAGCGCUAACAAAUGGAAAAAGAAUUUUAAAUGUCCUUCAGGAUGUUCGUGCACGAAGGAAACCAUCAUGUGUGUUGGUACUGCGGCCGUCCCCCGUACGGUGCCGAGUGACAUCACCUCGCUGAGCAUCGUAAACGGCUCCAUUGCGGAAAUCCCAGAGGGGAUGUUUUCAUUCAUGCCUUCUCUGCGGCUACUACUUCUAAAUGCGAACUCUUUGACCACAAUUAAAGAUGAUGCUUUCUCUGGCCUUCCACAUUUGGAAUAUCUGUUCAUCGAAGGGAAUAAGAUUGAAACCAUCACUAAAAAGGCCUUCCGUGGUCUGCGAGAUCUAACUCAUCUAUCCCUUGCCAAUAACAAGAUGAGGUUCCUGCCAAGAGAGCUGUUUUUUGAUUUGGGUUCACUGCUGGAACUAGAUCUACGAGGUAACGAUUUCCAGUGCGGCUGUGAGAACAAGUGGCUGAUGACAUGGCUGAAAAACACAAAUGCCACAGUGUCAGACGUCUUCUGUGCUGGCCCCGGUGACAUGAAGGGCAAGCGUCUCAAUGACAUUCCCAUUCCACCAGGCCAGUGCAUGUCUACAGACUUUGUGCGUCACCAGUCAAUCCCGAUUCAGUCCAUGUCAGCGGACAUCUUCUCAUUUAAGGAGGACAUCUAUGUUGCCAUGGCUGCACCCAACUCGAACAGCUGUGUGGUCAUGGAGUGGGAUCACAUCGAAAUGAAUUUCAGAAAAUUUGACAACAUAACAGGGAAAUCUGUCGUUGGGUGCAAGUCAGUUCUGGUCGACGAGCAUGUCUUGAUCAUUGUCACGCAGCUCUUUGGGGGCUCCCAUGUUUACAAGUUUGAUGCUGAGCAGAACAAGUUCACUAAAUUUCAAUCCAUCGAGGUCCUCAACAUCUCCAAACCGAAUGACAUUGAAGUCUUCCGCAUGGAUGGCGAGUGGUACUUGGUAAUAGUAGAUAGCUCCAAAGCAGGUCUGUCAACUCUUUACAAGUGGACCGACCAAACAGACCGGAACCAAACUGGGUUCUAUACCUAUCAAUUCCUACAUGAAUGGUUCCGCGAUACAGACGCUGAGUAUGUUGAAAUGGACGGGAAGUCCUACCUCAUUUUAGCCAGCCGCUCUCAACCGCCUGUCAUCUACUUGUGGAACAAGAGCAGCUCAAAGUUCAUGCUUCACAGUGAAUUCCCAAAUGCGGAGGACGUGGUGGCAGUCAAAGCUUUCCGAGUGGAAAAUGACUUGUAUCUGGCUAUGACUUGCUACAUCGGUGACUCCAAAAUUCUCAAGUGGACCAGUAAGCAGUUCACAGAGAUGCAGGCUCUUCCGUCUCGAGGGGCGAUGGUCCUCCAGCCUUUCUCCUUCACGGACAGACAUUACCUUGCUCUAGGCAGUGAUUACUCCUUCACUCAAAUCUACCUGUGGGAUGCAGAGACCAAAACCUUCCAGAAGUUCAAGGACAUCUACAUGCAGUCACCACGAUCCUUCACUGCAGUCACCACUGACCGCAGGAAUUUCAUCUUCUCUUCCAGCUUUAAGGGCAAAUCGAUGGUCUUUGAGCAUAUUGUGGUAGAUUUAAGUUUAUGAGGCAAAAUACAAUAGUAUGUGAGAAUACUCUUCCAUCAUAUGAAAGAAUUCCUGGACUAUGGCAGAUUUCCAGAGGAAUUCCAAAGCAACAAAAUGAACUUCUACCCUAAUUGCUUCUGAUGAGCUUGUUGGCACCUUGCAUCAGUAUACGAAUGUCAAUGCAAUAACAAUAAAAUGCUCUGGAGACAUGCUCUGUAUGACUAUGCUCAUUGUACAGUAAUAUCUAUAGAUGUCAGCUUUUAUUGUAAUUCUAUGAUGCAAAACUUAGCCAAGAAUGAAGACACUGAAAAAAAAAAAAACAUGUUUGCACUUUGACAGAUUAUUCAGCUAUAUUGCAUCUGUAUACUUUACCUGUAUGUACUCGUCCGGUAACUCUGGUGACUUGAUGCAAGUUUUCUUACUCUUCCUUGGAAAAAUGGAAUGUGUGAGUUUCAUGUUAACAAUGGAAAGUUCAACGCACAGUAUUAUUGACCUAUGCAAAACACUAUGCUGCUAUUGAAAUGCUUCUUGUGGUCCCUUUUUCAUAUUUUUUUUCUUUUAUGACAGACUGCAGUACAGUAUUGUAUUUGGUUUAAUUUACAUAACCUCUUCACUUCACUAAUAAAGGUGUGUAUCCUAAAUGAUUACCUGUAUCUAAUGAACGCACUAGCAAUGCUAAUCGUGUACAUUUAUUUCAUGAAAAUUAAAUACUUUUGUCGUGUAUUAAAGAACCUAUGACCA
Hippocampus comes (tiger tail seahorse) is the source of this 2583-nucleotide messenger RNA. Its product is annotated as leucine-rich repeat LGI family member 2-like. Lineage: Eukaryota; Metazoa; Chordata; Actinopteri; Syngnathiformes; Syngnathidae. Gene Ontology annotation, molecular function: protein binding. The record is from RefSeq and is a predicted model, not a curated record. The transcript has 8 exons. Gene Ontology annotation, biological process: inhibitory synapse assembly. Bases 238 to 1863 code for a protein of 541 amino acids.